Messenger RNA from Sitophilus oryzae (rice weevil), 9274 nucleotides. Its product is annotated as fibrillin-2-like. NCBI's taxonomy places the organism in Eukaryota, Metazoa, Arthropoda, Insecta, Coleoptera, Curculionidae. Bases 424 to 9075 code for a protein of 2883 amino acids. Gene Ontology annotation, molecular function: calcium ion binding. The record is from RefSeq and is a predicted model, not a curated record. The transcript has 45 exons.
UACUACUCGACGUCGUACCACAAGCCGAUCAUCUUCGUAGCGCAAACUAGAGCUGCUGCUGCGUUCCGUAUGCCACUACGCGUAUUUCCGGCAUCCCACACGCUUAUUUCUCUUUCCUCGAUAGCCCGGCUACUAUCAGUACCUCAGUACUCUCGAAAGUCGUACCGCAGCAGACUCGGUCAGGACGUCAGGACUAAGAAAGUCGUCGCAGGAUAGAUAGUCCAGACGUUAAGGGCGGUAUUGAUAGUCAUUGAGGUGGUGGUAAUAUUGAAGGAAAUAUAGUGUGCCAGAAGUACUGGGAAGGGAGAUGCGAGAUUUCGGUAGUACCGGUAUCGUGCGCGAAUUGAAAAUUUAAGACUUUUUUUCGAAAUAUUUUUUCACGAUUAUUUGGUUUGUUCUGGGAUUGGUUAAGUUCGAGUGAAGAUGCCCGCCAUCGGGCAGACAAAGACGAUAUGGUUCAUUUUUAUUUAUUUAGUUAGUUUAAGUGUGGUGGAUGCCAGCAAUAGAUACAGCAGGAAUUUUAGGGAACAAGAGGAAAGUAGUAAUGGAAGUGGCCACUCCGCUGGUUCCUUAUCACCAGGAGGACCAAACGUUUGUAGAAGUAGAGGCAGGACAUUUUGUUGUCCAGGAUGGCAAAGACAUGCGGCCUUAGGAUUAUGUAUUAUACCCGUGUGUUCAAGGACAUGUUCUCCAGGACAGUGCGUCUCUCCCAACAUUUGCCUAUGCGCAGGAGGUCACAAAGCAGCUUCAUGUCAGGCACAAAAACUGAGUUAUCCAGAGGAAGGCAGACCAUGUAGAGCCAUCUGUAUGAACGGUGGGACAUGUGUAAAUGGCCAAUGUAGCUGUGUAGCAGGAUAUACCGGAGAAUUCUGUACAGAACCUAUUUGCGAGGAACCCUGUAAAAAUGGAGGAAGGUGUAUUUCUCCAGAUAGGUGCGCCUGUUUGUAUGGGUUUGCUGGCAAUCACUGUGAAGUAGAUUACAGAACAGGACCUUGCUACACGGGAAUAAGAGGACCAUUAUGCGUGAACCAACUGGAGGGAGUGGUUUGUACGAAAACGCUAUGUUGCGCCACUGUGGGCAAAGCCUGGGGCCAUCCCUGCGAACACUGUCCCACGCGACUCGAAUGCGACACUGGAUUUUUAAAGAAUCAAAAGACAGGAGAGUGUGUUGAUAUCAACGAAUGUGAAGCUAUUCCCCAUCUUUGCUCUGGUGGUCACUGCGUCAACAGUGUUGGAUCCUUCACUUGCCAGUGUCCUCCUGGUCAGGCUAGGAAUCCUCAGACCAACAGAUGUGACGACAGGAACGAAUGCGAAGACGAUGGAAUUUGUACAGAUGGCGCUUGUGUCAAUACAGUCGGUGGAUUCUUCUGUCUUUGCAAUCCAGGAUUUAUACAGAGUCAAGACAAGAAAUACUGUAUAGAUGGACGGCAAGGUUUAUGCUAUACUCAUCGACGAUCUGAUGGGUAUUGCAGAGACGAAUUACAAUACAGACUGUCCAAAAAGGAUUGCUGUUGCGGACAGCAUGUUGGACAAGGGUGGGGUGAAGAUUGUGAGCCUUGUCCAGAUUAUGGAAGUGAUGAUCACAGAAGACUGUGCUCCACCCAACCACCGUAUCACGUGAUCGAAAGCAAGGAUUUCAACAUCACCAGCCUACCAGGACCAGAGCCUCAGACCAAGCUGACCGGUACGACUUUGGUGGACGAGUGCAUGCUACGACCUGACAUCUGUCAACACGGGAAAUGCGUGGAUCUGGCGCAGGGAUACGAUUGCAUCUGCGAUCCAGGAUUCAGGAAAGGAAAAUCACAAGUGUGUGAAGAUAUCAACGAAUGCAAUGAAGGAAAAUGCCUUAAUGGCAGAUGCUCGAACACCCUUGGAGGCUUCAACUGCCUCUGCCCUCCAGGUUUUGACGUCUCUCCCGAUGGUACCAUGUGCACUGAUCACGACGAAUGUGCCGAGAUAGGCAUGUGCACCAACGGCAUCUGUAUCAACAUGGAUGGCAGUUUUAAAUGCCAAUGCAAAAGCGGUUUCAAACUGAGCUCAACAGGAUUCGCAUGCAUCGAUAUUGAUGAAUGUUAUGAAAAUCCAAGGAUAUGUUUGAACGGAAGAUGUGAAAAUACUCCGGGGUCCUAUACAUGUCAGUGUUUACCUGGAUUUAUUGAAUCAAGCGAUAAAACUUUUUGUAUUGACAUGGACGAGUGUUCUACCACAGGAAUGUGUGACCAUGGAAAAUGUAUCAACAUGGAAGGUUCCUUCAGGUGCGUUUGCGAUUCUGGAUACCGAUUAGGAUUAGAUGGAAGACACUGUAUGGAUAUAGACGAAUGCAUUAGUAAUCCAUGCCAGUUCGGCACUUGUUUCAACACCCCUGGAAGCUUUAGAUGUGAAUGUCACUCUGGAUUCAGCCUAGGAGCUGAUGGAAGAUCUUGUUUGGAUACUAGAAGAGAUCUGUGCUAUCAGGAAUAUCGUGACGGACAAUGUAUCAAUCCUUCAACAACUGCAGUGACGAAAUCAAGUUGUUGUUGCUGUACCAUCGUGACAGGGAAACCAAUGGCUUGGGGACAGACCUGUCAACCCUGUCCAAUGCCUGGGACAACGGAUUUUGAUCUCUUAUGUCCUCAUGGACCUGGUUCGACUUUUGAUGGUAAUGAUAUCAAUGAAUGUGCCCAAAAUCCGAACAUAUGUCAGAAUGGAGCUUGCGAGAAUCUUAUUGGUACUUAUAGGUGUAUUUGUAAUCCCGGCUAUGAAGUUGAUGAAUCGGGGAAAAUUUGUACUGAUAUCAAUGAAUGUGAAGUUGAAGCAGAGGUGAUUUGUGGCGGAGGUCAAUGCAAAAACACUCCAGGAAGCUUUCAAUGUAUUUGCCCCACUGGAACACAACUGAAUCCGAAUAUUUUUGUUUGUGAAGACAUCGACGAGUGUAGGGAGCUUGGACCAGAAGCAUGCUUCAAUGGAGAAUGCGUCAAUGUUUUGGGGUCGUACAAAUGCGAGUGUGAGCCUGGAUUUGUCCUGGACAACACCGGAAGAAUUUGUAUAGAUAACAGAAGAGGAUCCUGCUGGACCAAACUUAAUCAUGGUCGAUGCGAAAACAAUCUUCCUCAACUCAGCAGGAGAAUGGAGUGCUGUUGUUCUAUCGGUGUAGCUUGGGGAUCCCCGUGCGAAAGAUGCAACAAGAACGAUUGCAAUGAGUGUAGGCACGGAUAUGCAAAAAUUGACGGGAAGACUUGUACGGAUAUUAACGAAUGUGAUCUAAAUCCUAAUAUUUGUAGAGGAGGUGGACUAUGCGUUAAUACUGACGGCAGCUUUACUUGUACUUGUCCACCUGGUUUAACUUUAGACGAUACAAGAACUCAAUGUUUGGAUGUUAGAGAAGAACCAUGCUUUACAAGGUACAAGCAUGGAAAAUGCACCAAUCCUAUCACAGGAGCCUUCCACAAGAAUCUUUGCUGUUGCUCUUCAGUUGGAAAAGCCUGGGGUCAUAAAUGCGAAGCAUGUCCUCGAAUAGGAUCAGCAGCAUAUUUAGAACUAUGUCCCAAAGGAUUGGGAUUUUUGGAUAGAAAAGAUAUUAACGAAUGUACAGAAUUUCCUGAAAUGUGCCAGAACGGUCGAUGUAGGAAUACAAUGGGAGGAUACAAUUGCAGAUGUAACAAAGGAUAUGACUAUGACGAUGCAAAAAUUAAAUGCGUUGAUAUUGAUGAAUGCAGUAUAACAACAACCAAUGUAUGUGGUAAUGGGGUAUGUAAGAAUACACCAGGUGAUUUCUAUUGUGAAUGUCAAGAAGGAUUUAGAACUCAGCCUCCAAUGCAGACUUGUAUGGAUAUUAAUGAAUGUGAAGAAAUACCAGGUCUUUGUAGAGGUGGCAGGUGCAUAAAUACAGAAGGUUCUUACAAGUGUGAAUGUCCGGAAGGUCACGAAUUGGCAUCUGACAAGCAAUCCUGCAAAGACAUUGAUGAAUGUUCAAGGACAAGCGGAAUAUGCUCCAAUGGAGUCUGUGAGAACAUGAUGGGAACCUAUCAGUGUAUUUGCAAUGAAGGAUAUCAACAAACUGGUCAAAAAUCACAUUGUGAAGAUAUUGAUGAAUGUGACACUGAACCAUGCGACGACAUCUGUCUAAACACACCAGGAAGCUAUUCAUGCUCUUGUGGGCCAGGUUAUCAACUCAAUUUGGAUGGAAGAACAUGCUCAGAUAUCGAUGAAUGCAAGAACACAAGAAUCUGUAAUGGUGGAAAGUGCUCCAACACUAUUGGAAGUUAUAUUUGUCACUGUAUUGAAGGUUUACUGGCUGGACCUUCAGGAACCUCUUGUUUAGAUAUCGACGAAUGUAAACAGAACCCACACAUAUGCGGUGCAGGAGAAUGUACUAACACCAUAGGUUCGUUCCAAUGUAGAUGUGAAGAAGGGUAUUCCGUCAAACCAGAUGGUGGUCAACAGUGUACCGAUGAUGACGAAUGCUAUCUAGGAACGUAUAACUGUGAUGAGAAUGCAGAUUGUAUCAAUAACCCUGGUUCCUACCAGUGCAGAUGUUUAGAUGGUUUCACAGGAAACGGUAUCAGCUGUAGGGACAUCAACGAAUGCUUAACAAAUAACGGAGGAUGUGAUCAAAAUGCUCAAUGCAUCAACAACGAUGGCUCAUUUAGAUGUGAAUGUGAUGCUGGAUUCAAAGGAGACGGGUACACUUGCACUGACAUCGACGAAUGUACCAACGACCCGAGCCUGUGCGAAAACGGGCAAUGCCUGAACUACCCGGGUUCGUUCAGGUGCGAGUGUGAGAUGGGCUUCAUGCACCCGAACGAGGGCAACGAGCAGGCCUGUGUCGAUAUCAACGAAUGCGACAUGUUCAACAACCUCUGCGUCUUCGGGAGCUGCGAAAACACACUCGGCAUGUUCCGAUGCGAAUGUCACGAGGGCUACAAACUUGACGGCUCAGGAGGCAACUGUACUGACAUUGACGAGUGCGAGAGUCCAUUAUCAUGUCUGUAUGGAGAAUGCAGCAAUACAGAAGGCAGCUUCAAGUGCGUCUGUCCACCAAAUUACGAACUGGUAGCAGAAGGAAACGCCUGCAUAGACAGAAGAACAUCGAGAUGUUAUUUGGAAGUACAACCUGGAGGAAGAUGCGAAGGACCCACUGCAGAUUAUGUUACUAAAGCUUCAUGCUGUUGCUCUGUGGGUAAAGGAUGGGGACCCAGAUGUGAGCUAUGUCCUGCACCACACAGUGAAGAGUAUCAACAACUUUGUCCAGGAGGUCUGGGAUAUAAACCAAACGACAUUACUGUAGUACUAGAAGAUAUUAACGAGUGCGAAGAGCAUGAAAAUAUCUGCGAGAAUGGACAUUGUACCAACACUUUUGGCAGCUUUAUGUGUUCAUGUAACGAAGGAUUCAGACUGGACAGCACUGGCUAUACUUGCGUUGACAUCAAUGAGUGUGCUGAGAACCCUUACAUCUGUAGAGUUGGAGAAUGCGUCAAUGAACAAGGAAGAUAUUACUGUCAGUGUCCAGAAGGCUACAUGCCUCUUCCAGGAAGAAGAGAAUGUGUUGACAUGCGCAAAGAUAUAUGUUAUCUGAACUACAGUAGAUGGCAGUGUUCAACUCCGAUGACUCAGAAUCAGACGAAGAAAGUGUGUUGCUGCUCGAUGGGUCAAGCUUGGGGCCAACCAUGCGAACCAUGUCCAAUCCAAGGCACCAGUGAUCAUACCUCUCUAUGUGGAGGGACUCCAGGUUUUGUUGUCAACCCAAUGACAAACAAGUCAAUCGAAAUAAACGAAUGUGAGCUGAUGCCAACUAUGUGCAAUCACGGCCAGUGCAUGAAUACACCAGGCAGUUUUGAGUGUAUGUGUAAUAGAGGAUAUAUUUAUGACAUCAACUCGCAUCAGUGCAUUGAUGACAACGAAUGUAAUAGAAACCCGUGCGAAGGAAACGCUCAAUGUGUUAAUUUACCCGGGAGUUUUGAAUGUAAAUGCCCCGAAGGAUAUAAGCAUGGGUCCUCAUUUAUCGACUGUAUCGAUGUUAAUGAAUGCAUAGAACGACCUCAGGUAUGUCAAAAUGGCGAAUGCAAGAACUUACAGGGUAGUUUUCAAUGUCUUUGUGAUACUGGAUAUAGACUUACACCAUCCAGAGACACAUGCGUGGAUAUUGAUGAAUGUAUAAGACAUCCGAACAUUUGCAAUAACGGAACUUGCAUCAACCUGAUUGGUAGUUACAAGUGUCACUGUAACGUUGGUUUCAAACUGAGCAACACCAAUGACUGCGUUGACAUAGAUGAGUGUCAUAUGAUGCCCUAUUUGUGCAGGAAUGGCCGGUGCAGGAAUAAUCUGGGAUCGUUUUCCUGUGAAUGUACUUCUGGAUACACUUUGACAACCGACAAACAUAAUUGCAGAGAUAUUGAUGAGUGUCAUGAGUCUCCUGGCACAUGUCCAUCACCAGGAAUAUGCACCAACGUCAUGGGUUCCUAUUUAUGCGUGUGUCCCGACGGAUAUACCCUGGACUCCGCCACUGGAACCUGCGAGGAUAUUGACGAAUGCGCAGCUAACGAGGGCAUCUGUGAAAACGGCGUCUGCACCAACACGGAAGGCGGUGCGUUCUGUACUUGCCCCGAUGGAUUUAUUUUGGAACAAGACACCAUGAAAUGCACCGACUACAGACAAGACCAAUGUUAUGAUUCGCAAAAUCAAGGAAGAUGUACUGAACCCAGAGGAAUGCAGAUUACAGCUAAAGAGUGUUGUUGUUCAAAAGGAGCUGCAUGGGGAAGAUACUGUGAAAAAUGUCCAUCAGAAAAAUCCCCCGAGUUUCAGAAAAUGUGUCCUGAAGGUCCAGGACGUAUGGACACUGGCAAAGAUCUCAACGAGUGUGAGCUGAUGCCCAACGCUUGUGAUGGUGGUGAAUGCGUCAACACUGAUGGUUCCUUCAGAUGUGAUUGCGCAGCUGGUUACACCCUAGAUUCCAGUGGGAAGAAAUGCGUGGACGAAAACGAGUGCUACACGAACCCGAAUAUUUGCGGAAAUGGAACCUGUACUAACUUGAUUGGAGGGUUUGAGUGUAGCUGUAAUGACGGAUUUGCACCAGGGGCAUUACAGACCUGUGAAGAUAUAAACGAAUGCCAAGAACUAGGAAAUCAAUGUGCCUUCAGAUGUCAUAAUGUUCCUGGGUCGUUUAGAUGUAUCUGUCCAUAUGGAUAUGCCUUAGCCCCAGAUGGUAGGCACUGCAUAGAUGUGGAUGAAUGCAACACUCCAGCCAACAACUGUAGAUUCAUGUGCAAGAAUUUGGUGGGAUCGUUCAUGUGCAUCUGUCCAGAGGGAUACAGCCAAGUGGGAUACAGUGACGAAUGCAAAGAUGUAGACGAAUGUGAUACAGAUCCAAAUCUUUGCGAAAACGGGAGAUGCAUCAACUUACCAGGAUCGUUCAGGUGUGAUUGUCUGGACGGAUAUGAACAUAGUGAAGACGGAAAACGCUGUAUUGAUCGUAGGGAAGGAGUAUGCUACAGAAACAGGGAAUGUUCAAACUCCAAUGGACACUAUCUCAAGAAAUCUACAAAGGCAAAUUGUUGCUGUACUAUGGGAGAAGCUUGGGGUCCUAGAUGUGAAGCUUGUCCAUCCAGGUACUCCAUAGAGUACCAGGAACUAUGUUUGGAAAGUGGGUACCUCAUAACUGGUGAAGAUAUUAAUGAAUGUGAAACAAUCUCGGAUCUGUGUAAGAAUGGCAGAUGUAUCAAUAUUUUAGGAUCGUACAAGUGUAUUUGCAACAAAGGUUAUAAGAGUGAUGCUUCGGGAUUAUACUGUCAUGAUAUCAACGAAUGCAACAGCGCUCAUCCUCCCUGUCAGUACAACUGUCUAAAUACUGACGGUGGAUUUGUCUGUUCCUGUCCAUCUGGUUUCCUUCUUAACGCUGAUGGCGUCACUUGCUACGAUUUAGACGAGUGUGCAACUGGUGAGAAUCUGUGUCAGCAGAUCUGUACGAAUACUGAGGGAAGUUACACUUGUUCUUGUAAUGAGGGAUAUAGACAAGUCGGAGAUAAAUGCGAAGACAUCAAUGAAUGUGAUCAGCCAGGAAUAUGUCCUAAACCAGGUCGCUGUGUCAACACAUUGGGCAGUUUCAAGUGCAUCUGUCCACGCAGGUUCAAACUGGACUCUACAGGAACCUACUGUACCGACGCAGAUGAGUGCUUGGACGACACAAAAUGUCCUGAAGGCUGCCAAAACCUGGUCGGUGGCUACCGAUGCGGUUGUCCAGCAGGCUACGUUCUCAAUGGCUACUUCAACCAGUGCGUGGACAACAACGAGUGCCUAAAUAGUCCAUGUGGAACUUCAGGAAAUUGUUUCAACACGCCUGGAAGUUUCCGGUGUGGAUGUCCAGAUGGGUAUCAAUUUGAUGCUAAACUCAACAUUUGCAUUCAGGUUGCUCCUAGCUGUAUAGGAUCUCCUUGCGCCUUUGGCUGUACUUCUUCAGGGGGUGGUUUUAGCUGUGGGUGUCCUCAAGGAUACCAGCGUAUAGGUCAAGGACAUUGCUUGUCAACUGUCACGCCUGCUUUGGCUAGUUACGACAUAGGUGACGUUCCUACUUACCCCAUAGAAGAACAGAGAUACGGCAGUGCGUCCAAUGACAAACUUAUCACGACUGAAGGGUGCUUUUCAUGUCAGAUAAACGGUCGCCAUCGACGUGAUUCCAGACUUCGCAGACGUCAUCUCGUCAACAAAUCGGGAAGAAAUGACACCAUAGCGUAUUUGUUCCGAAGACGGGUGUCGAAACGUCGUGUGCGUCGUCAUCAUCACGGCGAAGAACUGGACUUGAAAAUAAGCAUGGCCCAGACCAGGCACAGAAUCAGGAUUUUGAAAAUACAACCUUCUGUUAAGAAACCAAUGGUGUACGAAAUAGUCAAAGGCAACGAACACAACAAAUUCCAGCUAAUCAAAAAGCACGGCGUUUGGGCCCUACACUUCAAACGACGUUUAAAAAUGCCUGAAGACUUCGAACUAUUGAUCCAUGGCAAACCUGAAGAGGAUGAAUUCGAAAGAAAUGAAACGUCCGAGGUCACAGACAAACCCUACGAAAAACCGUUAAUUCUAAAGGUGAAAAUCAAGGUCACCGAAUAAUAUUUUAAAACGAAUUUUACUCUAGCUAAUUUAUUUCAAAUUUCAACGAAAAUUUUAAGUGAUAUGUAGUCAUUCAAUUUCUAAGUUAUAUCACUGCCAACAUAGAAAAAUAUAUUUUAUCAAAUAUUCGGCAAUUUAAACCUUUUUUUAUAUAAAAGAUAAUAAAAUAUUAAAAAAAUAAAAUGACAUAAAUCACUAA